AUGUACAUUGACAUGAUGGUGUUGCGUGACGAGUUCGAGGUUGAAUUUCUGUCAACGCUUCUCGAACCUCUUCCCAGCAUGAAGGAGUUCAUCCACUCUCUGCAAUAUCGAUACUGCAUGAGCGAUACCUCGUUCACCGAGAUUGAUUAUCACAAGAGGCUACUCGACAUGUGCUUCAAUUGUGAUCAGAUUAACCGGCUUCGAAUCAAUCUUCCCUGCCAGCUCGUCGGUCAGCGCUGCAACACUGCCACCAUGAUCUUGGCCAACACAUUUUCCGCCUUCGCCGAACGAUUUAAGAACAUGGACCCUACCGGCCCAGAACCUGUCAGGCUGGAGACUCUCGUUAUCGAGAACAUCACGGACCAGACCAUCUACAACCUAUGGAAGAACCCUAGCGAUGUGCGCAGCAUGAUGCACGUGUUUUCUGGGCUCAAACACGCCAUGUUCACUAUCCGCCGUGUCGAGCUCGCAGACCCACGCAUCCUCACCGCUUGGGGUCGCUUCCUCUGGGAGAUGUUCCGCAUCGCCGAGUCACUCGACAGCCUCCGCCUCGUGGGCACCGACGAUGACCGCCCACCGCGCGGUCUCCUGAAACAAACCAAAGCUUGGCUUACCAGCAUAAUGGAGUGGCGGGCUCUCGCGCUGCCUGUGCCGCCCAGCUUCCACGCCCACCCCUCCCUCACGAGCCUCGCGCUCGAGCGCCUCGAUAUCUCUCCCAUGAACCUCCAGUCCGCCGCCUGGAACUUUGGAUCCACGCUCCGCACCCUCAUCCUCAACGAGGUGUACCUCAAGGUCGAGCAGAGUACCACCCACAACCGGGACACGACCAAGUCCCUCUGGAUCGGCUUGCCAAACCAGCGGCCCGAAGACGACAACCUGUGGAUGGCCAUGCAGUUCCGCAUCCUCGCGCCGAAGCUCGAGCUCGUCCGCGCCUCCUCCCUCAGCUACGACCAUUUUCUCCACGAAGACCUCUUCCAAGGCGGCUCCAUCCUCCCCGAAGCCGCCAGCCCGGACUUUGACUUUGUCGACCCCAGCGGCCUCGGCCGCAGCCUCGCCCAGCGUUUCGUAGAGGUGACCCUCGGCUACGCCCAGCCGCCGUCCCCGCCGCCCGCCGUCCGCCCCGUCGUCUUCCUCCCGGAGAACAGCAGCCACGAUCACCUCGUCGCGAACCUCCGACCCCGCCCCGCCGGCGCCCUCGCCAUCGUCGACUACGACGCCAACGCCCACCACGCGGCCGUCGACGACCCAACCGGCCGCUGGCACCGCAGCCUCGACGGCCUGUACCCCAACUCCAACGCCGGCACGCUCCAGACGCUGCACGCGAUCGCCGACACGGCGUUUCGCGGCAUGAACGAGAUUCAGCGCCACCGCGAUGAGGCGGCCCUGCGCGAUGGCAUCGCCGGAGAGCCGGCGCAGGAAGGCGGCUGGCUGGCGGCGAACCUGCUCAACAUGAAUUUUCUCGACGAGUGA
Molecule: messenger RNA, 1470 nt
Organism: Verticillium alfalfae VaMs.102
Lineage: Eukaryota; Fungi; Ascomycota; Sordariomycetes; Glomerellales; Plectosphaerellaceae
Exons: 2
Coding region: 1-1470 (489 amino acids)
Source: RefSeq, a predicted model, not a curated record